Exophiala oligosperma is the source of this 2198-nucleotide messenger RNA. Its product is annotated as L-serine ammonia-lyase. The transcript has a single exon. Bases 39 to 2198 code for a protein of 719 amino acids. The record is from RefSeq and is a predicted model, not a curated record. NCBI's taxonomy places the organism in Eukaryota, Fungi, Ascomycota, Eurotiomycetes, Chaetothyriales, Herpotrichiellaceae. Gene Ontology annotation, molecular function: L-serine ammonia-lyase activity; 4 iron, 4 sulfur cluster binding. Gene Ontology annotation, biological process: gluconeogenesis.
CAAAGGCGUCGAGUAUCUCCUUACACUAUCUGCUUAGGAUGAUCCACUCACCUCUAACACUUGCGGGACGGAAUGCAAUUGGCCGAAGGUUCAUCUCGCUACGAACACUAAGCACUUCGGCACUCGGCGUACCAGGAGCAUGGAGCGAGACACGAUAUGGACGGAUUUCAACAGCUGGAGAUCGCUUCCUACGGCAACACGCCAAAACUCCAGCCUUGUCCAAUUCACGGGGUUUCGGCUGCUCCGUGCCAAGGAUGCAGGAUCAAGUUUCCGAUCGGGACAGCGCUGGCACGUACAGUGAGGCAGAUCACGAACAUGCCGUCAUCUCUACAUUCGACCUUUUCUCGAUCGGCAUUGGCCCGUCAUCUUCCCACACAGUCGGACCUAUGCGCGCCGGAGCUAUCUUUGUCGACGAUCUCGUCGAGGCCGGUCUUCUGCACAAGGUCUACAGGAUACGCGUGUCUCUCUAUGGCAGCUUAGCUUUGACCGGUGAGGGACAUAUGACACCGUCCGCCUUACUCCUCGGUCUUGAAAGUGCCGAUGUCGAAACGGUUGAUACUUCGUAUGUCCCCAAACGCUUUGAGGAGAUAAAGUCUUCCAAAAAGCUGUUUCUAGGCCACGGCCUUCCGGGAAACAAGGGCAAAGAAGUCCCCUUCGACUAUGAAAGAGACUUUGUGUGGAAGUGGGGGCAGAAGCUGCCCCUCCACAGCAAUGGUAUGCGUUUAACCGUGUAUGAUACCGAAGGGGACAUCUUGGCGACAAACGAUAUGUUCAGCGUUGGCGGAGGAUUUGUUGUUAACGGAGCGCUUUCAAUUAGUCCCGCUUCUUCCCCAGACACGAACCACCAUUCAGAGCUUGCUUUAGCCGAGACUGGAGAUUCAGGUCACCACCCAGCUGAUUUCGCGGAGAACAUAUACUACAAGGAGACUCACCGCGCAAACGCUGCCGGAGACCGGAGAACUGGUCCCGGGCUCAAAAGUCUUAAUACCACCACUGAACAAACAGAUAGUCUAGUCGAAGACACUGGCGGAUCUUCUUCGGGCACCAUGUCACCCGUGGUCAGUGGCAUGGCAGAUACAAAUGUCAUAUCCGACCGGGUCACCAAGCCUCACCAGCCUCCUUACCCUUUCAGCGAUGCUGCUAGCCUCUUAUACCUAUGCCAUAAACACCAAUUAACCAUUGCUCAGCUUGUAUUUGAGAAUGAAAAGAGUUUUGGAUACUCGGAUGAUGAUGUCUACCAGAAAUUGUUUCGGCUUUGGCAUGUCAUGGAUAAAAGCAUUCUCGAAGGUGUCCAAGCGCCGCGAGAUUCAACUCUUCCAGGCUCACUGAAACUGCAUCGGCGAGCGCCAGCACUCUAUAGCCGCCUCACGAGAGGUCUAUACCCUUCAAAGCAAGAUAAAGUUGACGACCUGAAGAGCCUGGCACAGCCGUCAUCAGAAACGUCCGAAACGCCAUUGGUCAGCAUACCAGACAAAGCAAUAACUCAAGAGCAGGGCAGCUUCCGGCGGCGACAACCUCAGACCGUACACGGUUCUUUCGAUCACCCAGUUGCCCCAUCUCCUUCCCGUCGCACCACCUUGGCUGCUAUGGACUACCUGACUGUCUACGCCAUUGCUGUCAACGAGACAAAUGCGGCCGGCGGUAGAAUCGUAACGGCUCCGACCAAUGGCGCGGCUGGCAUCAUCCCUGCUGUAUUGAAGUAUGUAAUUGAGUUUGUUAGCGAUGAUCCGGAGCGUGAUGUUGCGACCUUUCUGUUGACUGCUGCUGCGAUUGGCAUGCUUUACAAACGUGGUGCUACCAUCUCCGCCGCUGAGGGAGGGUGCAUGGCCGAAGUUGGUGUCGCUUGUUCGAUGGCCGCCGGAGCGUUUGCGGCCUGCAUGGGUGCUAGGCCGGAAACCAUCGAACAGGCUGCUGAGAUUGGCAUUGAGCAUAACCUUGGCCUGACCUGUGAUCCUAUUGGCGGUCUGGUCCAGGCUCCUUGCAUAGAGCGAAAUGCUCUGGGUGCGAUCAAGGCGAUUUCGAGCGCCAAUCUUGCUCUUAGCGGCGACAGUGGCACGCAAAAGGUCAGACUUGAUGACGCCAUUCGCGCCAUGCGUCUGACUGCCAAGGGGAUGAGAGACGAAUUCAAGGAAACUAGUCUCAGUGGUUUGGCAACGAGUGUUCCACUCAAGAUUCCCGUCAGCGUUCCAGAAUGCUGA